Messenger RNA from Xyrauchen texanus (razorback sucker), 2371 nucleotides. RefSeq names its product ATP-sensitive inward rectifier potassium channel 8-like. Gene Ontology annotation, biological process: potassium ion import across plasma membrane; regulation of monoatomic ion transmembrane transport. The transcript has 2 exons. The record is from RefSeq and is a predicted model, not a curated record. NCBI's taxonomy places the organism in Eukaryota, Metazoa, Chordata, Actinopteri, Cypriniformes, Catostomidae. Bases 224 to 1474 code for a protein of 416 amino acids. Gene Ontology annotation, cellular component: plasma membrane. Gene Ontology annotation, molecular function: ATP-activated inward rectifier potassium channel activity.
ACUACUUUAAGCGGUGGAUUGUGUUCUGCUCUUUCGAAAUUGUAUAAAACACGUAAGAACAUUGAUUGUAGUCUGACAGAUUUUUAUAACUUAGUUUUUCUCCUUCAACAGAGUUGGAGGGAAGAUGCAUGAUGGGCAUUAAACUGGAUUUGCGUGUUUGACAGUCCUAUUUGACUUUUGGAGAGGAUUGUUUCUUGACCGUCUUCAGUGGCAUGCCCAAAUAAUGUUGGCAAGAAAAAGCAUAAUACCAGAGGAGUUCACGCUCCCUGCGCUCAUGUCGCGGACUCCCCGCAAGCCUGUGUUCAGGGACCGCGUGAACAAAGCGCGCUUCAUCGCCAAGAGCGGCGCGUGCAACCUGGCGCACAAGAACAUCCGCGAGCAGGGCAGAUUCCUGCAGGACGUAUUCACCACACUGGUGGAUCUCAAAUGGCGUUUCACACUAGUCGUCUUUACCAUGACUUUCCUGUGCAGUUGGCUGCUGUUCGCCAUGGGCUGGUGGCUCGUGGCUUUUGCGCACGGGGAUCUGGACCCCAACAGAAAACACGGCGUAGAGCAAUGUGUCACGAAUGUCAAGUCUUUCACCUCUGCCUUCCUCUUUUCCAUCGAGGUGCAGGUGACCAUCGGUUUCGGUGGGCGCAUGAUCACAGAGCAGUGUCCCACAGCCAUAACGGUCCUCAUAUUACAGAACAUCGCAGGCCUUAUUAUUAAUGCCAUAAUGUUGGGCUGCAUCUUCAUGAAAACAGCCCAGUCCCACCGGCGUGCUGAGACUCUUAUCUUCAGCCGUCAGGCUGUCAUCGCCGUACGCAACAACCGCCUGUGCUUCAUGAUCCGUGUGGGGGACCUGCGCAAAAGUAUGAUCAUCAAUGCUGUUGUGCGCCUUCAAGUAGUCCGGAAAACCACCACGCCGGAAGGAGAGGUCAUACCCAUCCACCAAAUCGAUGUUCAGACGGAAAGCGCCGUGGCCAGCAACAGCAUCUUCCUGUUGGCACCCCUCGUCAUUUGUCAUGUCAUUGAUAAGGACAGUCCUCUAUAUGAUCUCUCGGCUAUGGAGUUGCAGUGUAGUGAUCUUGAGGUGAUUGUGAUACUGGAAGGUGUGGUGGAGACCACGGGCAUCACCACUCAGGCUCGUACCUCAUACGUGGCUGAGGAGAUCCAAUGGGGCCACCGCUUUGUGCCUAUUGUUACCGAAGAAGAGGGUGUGUACUCGGUGGACUAUUCGAAGUUCGGGAACACGGUCAAGGUGGCUACCCCACCCUGUAGCGCCCGUGAGCUGGAUGAGAAGCCCUCCAUUCUGAUCCAGACGCUCCAGAAGAGUGAGCUGUCUCACCAGAACUCUCUGCGCAAGAGGAACUCGAUGCGGCGUAACAACUCCAUGCGCAAGGGCAACACCACGCGACGCAACAAUUCGGCACUCGCCGUGCCCAAGGUGCAGUUCUUGACCCCGGAGGAAGGGCAAAACCUGCUUGUUACAUGACACGAGGCCUACGAUUACUUGUACUUUUCAUGUCCUCUCCAGUUUUCUCUUCUGUUCCAUUCUGAUAUGUGUGAUGUAGCAACAUGAGAUUUUGUUUCAAUUUUGACAUGGACACUUGCCCUGUGUGAAAGAUAGCCUUACCCAUUAGGGUCUCAAGCCUAACUGAUAUUAUUUGCCAUUAUGUUCAUUCAGUGAAAUAUUAAAAAUGUCCAUGUUCUACAUAAUUCAUGUUAUGAUUAUUAAUUACAAUAACAAUAAUGCAUAUGUGUGAUUUAUUCAACCCACUCCACAAAAUAAUUAUUAUGAACUAAAUCUACUAGUCAAGUCAAGUCAUUUUUAUUUGUAUAGUGCUUUUUACAACACAUGUUGUUUCAAAGCAGCUUUACAGAAAAUUGUAAUGUAACAGAGAAUAAUGCUGUGAUGUCUUAAAAUCAUCAUUGUGUGGUUUAAGUAAGUAACAUGAUUUAAAAACAUGCCUUUAUAAAAUUGAGCAAGCCAAAAGCGAUGAUGGAAAGGAACAAAAAACUCUUUAAAAAGUUAGUUUAUGGAGAAAAAUAACCUUGGGAGAAGUUAGGCUCAGCUGGGGUAUCUAGUUCCCCUCUGGCUAAACAGCAUGAAUAUAAUGCCAAUAUUAGUUUUAUAUGUGUAGUAAAAGACUAGUUUUAUGUAAGUAAACUGAGUAGAUGUUGGAGGGGAAUGUUUAACACUAAAGGAUUGUGAAUGAAUAGUAAGUUUAAUGAUUAAUUGUCUAUAAGUCCAUUACGAAUUGACUUCGGAAUUGCACAUAGAUGAAGUGUCCUUUUGUUUAGUUGAUGAAGGCUACUAUUCGGUACUGUAUGUGUAUUGUAACACACAUGACCCACAUUUGUUUUUCUCACAUUUUCUUUGGAAACUUAU